AGAGAAAAAGUAUGAAAACGGGAGAGAAAUUUGACCGAUUGAUUGAUACUGACAUUAGCCUCAUGGUUGAACAAGAAAGUGAAAUUUUUUUAAUCGAUUUUACCAAGAAUCGUAAAAAGACACAGGCGAAGACUAGAAAACGACUGUAUAUUUAUACCAUUGCUGCAGUGGAGCUUGCUUUUUUCAAUUUUGGUUUCCGUUUCAGAAGAUUAUACUCACUUUUCUACCAUCGCUGUUUGUGUUUCUCUUGCGAUUGGUCUCUCUCGUGAUUGAAAUGGGUAUAUACCUUAGCAAUCCCAAAACUGAGAAGUCCUCUGAAGACGGUGAGAAUCGACGACUUAGAUAUGGACUAUCAUCCAUGCAAGGAUGGCGUGCCACAAUGGAAGAUGCUCAUGCUGCAGUUCCUGAUCUGGAUGCCAGCACUUCCUUCUUUGGUGUUUAUGAUGGCCAUGGAGGUAAGGUGGUUGCGAAGUUCUGUGCAAAGUACCUACAUCAGCAAGUGAAGAAAAAUGAAACUUGUGCGGCUGGAGAUAUAGGAGCUUCUGUGCAGAGAGCAUUCUUCAGAAUGGAUGAAAUGAUGCGUGGACAAAGAGGUUGGAGAGAAUUAGCUGUUUUGGGAGAUAGAUUGAAUAAGUUCACUGGCAUGAUAGAAGGUUUUAUCUGGUCGCCAAAAAGCAGUGAUGCAAAUGACAUAGCUGAUGAUUGGGCUUUUGAGGAGGGUCCGCACUCUGAUUUUUCUGGCCCAACUUCUGGGUGUACUGCUUGUGUUGCAAUUAUUAGAAAUAGCAAACUUGUUGUUGCAAAUGCUGGUGAUUCUCGCUGUGUGCUAUCAAGAAAGGGCCAGGCCCACAGUCUCUCUAGAGAUCACAAACCUGAUCUUGAGGCUGAGAAGGAUAGAAUUCUGAAAGCUGGUGGUUUUAUUCACGCUGGACGAGUCAAUGGUAGCUUGAACCUUGCCAGAGCUAUUGGUGACAUGGAAUUUAAGCAGAAUAAAUAUUUAACUGCCGAAAAGCAAAUUAUUACUGCCAAUCCUGACGUGACCACUGUUGAGCUUUGCGACGAUGAUGAGUUUAUUGUGAUAGCUUGUGAUGGUAUAUGGGAUUGCAUGUCUAACCAGCAACUGGUAGAUUUUAUACAUGAACAGCUAAAAUCAGAAAGUAAACUCUCUGUGGUUGUUGAGAGAGUACUUGAUACAUGUUUGGCACCUUCCACAGCUAUUGGCGAGGGAUGUGAUAACAUGACCAUGAUUUUGGUGCAGUUUAAGAAAGAUAUUCAAUCAAAUUCCUCGCUGGGUGAUGGAACUUCACCCGUCGCCGCCCGUGCCGGUCCAGACAGUACAGAAUCAGUACAAAAAGAUGAGUUUAGCUAGUGACUUUGACCUCACAAAUGGUUAUUUCUGUUGUGAUUUCUUUCUAAAGGGAGUAGAUUACUCGUACUUCUUCCCAUUUGCUAUAAAAUAUGGAUUCUGGGAUUUGUAACCAUAGAUGUCUUAGUUGGGGUUCCCUUUUUUCCUCUUCUAGUGCUUGAGUGUAGAAUGAGGUCAACUACUUUAAUUAUGUACAGUUUUCUGUAAAACCAGCUAGCUCUCUAAGACUCUUGAAUGAUAAAGCCUCCAUUAAAAUGAAAUUUCCCAUUCUGAUUGCCUUCUCUGUU
Messenger RNA from Cucumis sativus (cucumber), 1653 nucleotides. RefSeq names its product probable protein phosphatase 2C 60. Gene Ontology annotation, molecular function: cation binding; protein serine/threonine phosphatase activity. The record is from RefSeq and is a predicted model, not a curated record. The transcript is spliced from 11 exons. Bases 275 to 1369 code for a protein of 364 amino acids. Lineage: Eukaryota; Viridiplantae; Streptophyta; Magnoliopsida; Cucurbitales; Cucurbitaceae. Gene Ontology annotation, biological process: protein dephosphorylation.